Molecule: messenger RNA, 4244 nt
Organism: Anastrepha ludens (Mexican fruit fly)
Lineage: Eukaryota; Metazoa; Arthropoda; Insecta; Diptera; Tephritidae
Gene: Pitslre
Product: serine/threonine-protein kinase PITSLRE
Exons: 3
Coding region: 532-3966 (1144 amino acids)
Biological process (GO): regulation of mitotic cell cycle; protein phosphorylation
Cellular component (GO): nucleus
Molecular function (GO): cyclin-dependent protein serine/threonine kinase activity; ATP binding
Source: RefSeq, a predicted model, not a curated record
AGAAUUUAUUUUUAGUUGUUGUCGAAGGCAUUUUGAAAAUUUAAUUGACCAUCAGCUAUGUGCAGGCUACAUUCCAGGUGCUAAUUAAAAUGAAGUAGUAGCUAUUUUUGCUUAGGUGGCAGCACUUAAUUUUGCGAAGUUGUCUGGUAGCAUUGGAAAUACGCCAUUUUUUCUUUCUCCUCUUCACACGACAUUGUCAAACGUUUUCACUCGAGAAUAUUUCAUAUAUUGGUGCGGAGCAUAAUUUGGUAAUGAUUUUGAAAGAGGAAAUUACUUAAGAAAUCUCACCAAGUUGCACCACAAUAGCUGAAAAACAUUUGGAAUAUAUUAUGUUUAAAAUUUCAAUAACAUUGUGAGUGUGGAAAAGUUAUAAAGCUUGGAAAUAUUGAAAGAAAAGGAGCUACCGAAAGAAUUGGAAUUUGUCGUGUGAAGGGCGACCGUAAAUCGAGUCAAAGCAGCUACAACGUUGCGUACAGAUAGCAAAAUCAUUGGCUAUUUUUGCUGAUUUCAACGUGAUUCACAUUUUGCAACAUGUCUGGCAGUGAGGAUGGACAAUUACAAAGUCCUGGCUACGAUAACUAUGCAUUAAGCGGCGAGGAAGAUGCAGACUCGUUGGACAUCAAGCCUCCUCAGGCGAAUGUGUUGCACGCUCGUGGUUCCGCUGAAUCGAGGCGCAAAGACAAAACGGCAAAAGAGAAAAAACAUUCCAAAGAGAAAAAACACCGUAGCGAAAGAGAGCGUGCUAGUGACCGUGAACGCGCUGAGAGGGAGCGAAAUUUACGCGACCGCGAAACCAGGGAACCACAUGGCCGAGACAUGCGCAACGAUCGCGGAGGAGGCACACGUCUUGGCGCGGAUAUUGAACGAAACCGAGAUCACCGAAGAGGCGGAGAGGAGCGUGAGGAAAUGGUGCGCUAUCACCAGCGUGGCAGUGGCUAUGAACGCGAUGACGGCGCACCCAGAGAUAUGAUGACGAAUAGUGAGCGUCGUUAUGCGAAACACUAUGACCCGCACAAUAAUGAAGUGCGUAGGAAUAGUGGCGGCAGCGGCGGCGGUUAUCAUCAGCAAUAUCAACAUCCCCAUAUAGCGCGCCAGCGACAGGAUUACUAUGAGCGCAAUUCUGGUGGAAGUGGGUACCAUCACGGCGGUGUUGACUACUACAACAAUCGACAUCAACAGCAGCAGCCUCAACAGUAUGGUGGCGGUGGUAAACACGCGCAUAUGGAGUACAGCGAGGUCAGCUUUGAGAUGCAGCGCGAGCGUCGUAAGUACAACUAUGACACGCAAAAUGACUCGGAGAGUAUCGAACAGGAUUUGCGUUCGCGUUUGCUUAGUAAGAGGCACAAAUUUGUAAAGGGCAGUGGUGGCGAUGUCAUUGAGUUGACGGAAAACUAUGAGUCAACCUCAACGUUACAACGUCAAAGAUAUAGCGAUGGUGAACGCAAUGAGCGCUAUCGUCAGAAGCGUGAAAAAGUGCGCGAGUCUGUUAUAGAGGUACUCGAUAGUCCUGAGGUGGUUGAGCUUGAAGGUGCAGGCACAGAGGAAGAAGAAGCGCGUCGCCAACGGCGCAAGCAUAAGCGACGCAAUAAGGAGCGAGAAAUGGUGCAGUUAGAGGCGGUGGUGACGACCGAACAAGUGGAACGCUCGGAAAAACGAAAAACGCCCGAUGAUCCUGAGGUGUUAUCGCGCCGCGAAAAAAUACUUGCGGUUGAACGUGAGAAGGAAAAACGUAAAGAGAUGGCUCGUGAGGAGUUAGAAGCGCGUCGGCGUGCUCGAAAUGCGUUGAGUCCAAGUGCGGUGGCAGCUUCCGUCACUGCUGGGCUAAACGUUAUGAAGCGCAAGAAAACGGAAAAUGUAAUUGAGCACGAAAUAAAAAGUAAACGAUCAAAGAAGACGGUGGCUUCUAAAGAGCGCAGUGACGAAGAGGAAGAAGGCGAGGCGAUAGACACUGAUGAAGAAGAAGAAGAAAACGAAAGUGAGGAUAUGGAAACGCAGAGCGGUAGUGGUGAUAGUGAAAGUGAUAGCGACAGCCAUUCUGAGGAAGAAGGUGUUAUUGGGCGGCAUGAAAAGCAUCACCGUAAACGUAGCAAAAUAGAAAAGAAGCGAAAGAAGAAACAUCGAGGCCACAAAUCGGUUGACAAUGGUACUAACGAUGAGGUCGAUGAUGAAGCGGAGGAUUUGGAUCUACCCGAAAGCCCGCUCUCUAUUGGUGAACUUUCUAAAUCCCCUCGGCGCCAACAUCGCGCAAAGAAGCACAAGAAAAAGAAAAGCAAAAAACGUAUCGAAGCAAAUGAUGAUGAUGAAGAUGGCGAGCAACGUUCAUCACGAUCAAGAUCACGCUCCGUCCACUCGUGUUCACGCUCACGUUCAGCUUCGCGCUCGCGUUCACGUUCACAUACACCCCGUCACAAGAGCUCACAUUCACGAUCGCGUUCUCUUUCAGGCUCUUCGCGACGACAUACAACGCGCUCACGUUCACGAUCCCGCUCAAAUUCGCAUUUUGACUCGCGUUCAGAGUCAUCGCGCUCACAUUCGGGCUCCUCAGGAUCACUUUCGCGAUCAAAAUCGAGAACACGUUCACGCUCACGCUCAGAAGAACGUGACAUGAGUUCAGCGCAUAAAACAGAGGAAGAGGCCACAGCCGGGGGUACUAAGCGCCGUGUAGAAGGCCGCGAUGAUUCGCCUGCCCGCGAUGACAAGGGCGCGCCGCUACCCGACUACUAUCCGGGCAUACAGGGCUGCCGCUCCGUCGAGGAGUUUCAAUGUUUAAAUCGCAUUGAAGAAGGAACUUACGGCGUAGUUUACCGCGCUAAAGACAAACGUACAAACGAGAUAGUAGCCUUAAAACGGCUAAAAAUGGAGAAGGAAAAAGAAGGCUUCCCCAUAACGUCGCUGCGUGAAAUCAACACGCUACUUAAGGGGCAGCACCCGAAUAUAGUGACAGUUCGCGAGAUAGUGGUCGGUUCAAAUAUGGAUAAGAUCUUCAUUGUUAUGGACUAUGUGGAACAUGACCUCAAGUCGCUUAUGGAGACUAUGAAAGCGCGCAAGCAAUUUUUCCUUCCUGGUGAAGUGAAAUGUCUGACGCAGCAGUUACUGCGUGCAGUUGGUCAUUUACACGAUAAUUGGAUAUUGCAUCGCGAUUUAAAAACCUCCAAUUUGCUGCUUUCUCACAAAGGUAUAUUGAAAGUAGGUGAUUUUGGGUUGGCUCGUGAAUAUGGUUCGCCGCUGAAAAAGUACACAUCACUGGUGGUCACAUUGUGGUACCGCGCACCGGAACUGCUGCUCUGCUCACCGGAAUAUUCGACACCUAUUGAUAUUUGGUCGGUGGGUUGCAUUUUUGGCGAGUUUCUUCAAAUGGCGCCACUUUUUCCAGGCAAAACAGAGACGGAUGAACUAAACAAAAUUUUUAAGGAACUGGGCACACCAAACGAACGCAUUUGGCCUGGCUACAAGGAUUUGCCUCUCGUCCGGAAUAUGUUAAGUCAAAACUCACAAUUCGCCGACUAUCCUGUUUCCAAUUUACGCAGGCGUUUCGCCGAAAAAACCACCGACAUAGGUAUUGAGUUGAUACAGGGUCUUCUUACCUACGAUCCCAAGAAAAGACUGACCGCCGAAGCUGCCCUAAAACAUGGCUACUUCAAUGAGCUACCCCUGCCCAUCGAUCCGUCCAUGUUCCCCACAUGGCCGGCGAAAAGUGAGUUAGGUGCGCGAAAAGCACUUGCCUCUUCACCUAAGCCGCCUUCGGGUGGAUCGCAAUUCAAGCAGUUGGGACGAGACGAAAUAAUUGUGGGAGGUAAUGGUGGCGGUAGCAGCACUGCGACUGGCGUUGCUGCCGGCAAUAGCAAAGUAAUAUCUGGUAUUAUAACUGGUAACAAGAAGACCGCUACGAACACCGGCUUUGUGCUAAACGCAGGCACUGAGCAACGUCAACUAGCCAUGGGCCCUGGAUUUAAUUUGAAAUUUUAACCUGAAAGACAAUAAGCGCAAAUAACUCUUGCUUUUGUUAUUAGAUAUUUGAGUAUGAAUGUGUUUAUUGGUACUAUUGCUUUUAUAAUAAUUUUAGUCAUUAUCUAGUUAAUUAUGAGGGCAAUUUCCAGAUGGAUGAGUUUUUGUUACAUACAUUCUUACUAAAUAACCAUACGUAGAUUCUAAGCUGCAGUCCAAAAAAUUGCAAAAGCUGUCACCUGUUUUGUUCUAAUGAACAAUGAUAAUUAAGAACAAAUUCAACUGAAAACCAAACGAUU